Molecule: messenger RNA, 2131 nt
Organism: Fragaria vesca subsp. vesca
Lineage: Eukaryota; Viridiplantae; Streptophyta; Magnoliopsida; Rosales; Rosaceae
Product: protein FAR1-RELATED SEQUENCE 7-like
Exons: 3
Coding region: 167-1906 (579 amino acids)
Biological process (GO): regulation of DNA-templated transcription
Molecular function (GO): zinc ion binding
Source: RefSeq, a predicted model, not a curated record
CACGCUUGAGUCUACUGAAAUUCCAAAACACAGAGAAGCUCUGUCCCAGUCUUUCAUGGAGAUCGAGCUCGCUACUCGUUGAUAGAGAGACAGUUGGAUUUUCCUCAUUGGGCGUUUAGGCGGUUAUGUAAGCACCACUGAUCGGAUGUUAUAGGUUGUUGUAGGCAUGAGUAACAAUGAGAGUUUCGUUGAUGUUGAGUCGGGUGAAGAAGACUAUUGCAACAUGGAGGAGACAGAAGACUUUGAAACCACCAGAGAAACGUAUGGAGCAGAUGGCCCUUUUGAGUACAAUGGGAAAAGUUUUCGUGAGCUGACACUCAAGGACUUUGAUGGGACUUAUUUCGAUACUGUUGAGGAUGCUGAAAAGUUCUAUGAAAUUUAUUCUGCUGCACUUGGGUUCCGGAUAAGGAGAUUUAGGUGUGAGAAGGACCUGUCUGGCACUAUCCGAAGAAGAGGGUGGGUGUGUUCCAAAGAAGGUGAAAAGAGACCAGCUAGAAAGAAAGAAGUACGGGCGGCUUCGUGCAAAACUCGUCCACCCAGGUCCAGCAUGAGAGAGAAAUGUAUGGCUGCAUUUGGUGUCAAGUAUUCCGAGGAACUUGCUGCUUAUUACGUGAAAUAUUUUACUACUCAGCACAGCCACGAGUUAUUACCAGAGUCUAACAAGGCGAAAUCGCUAAUUUCUCAUUGUGUUGGCAAGAAAUUGGAUUUGGCACAGGCAAUUGCAAUGCCCAAAGCCAAUGACACAAUCCAAACCUCUGCUGCAAAUGAUAAUCACCCAUCAGGUGGAAAUGACUGUGGGGGUUCAACUACAGAAUUGGAUUUGGCGCACGCAGUUGGAUUACGCAAAGACAGAGAGUCGAUCCAAACAUCUGAUGCAUAUGCAUAUCACCCAUCAGGUGGAAAUGAGUUUGUGGAUUUAACUACAGUAUCGGAUUUGGAGCAGGGAGUUGCAAGGCGCAAAGGUUCCGUUAACUCUGCUGCUGCAUCUCAGCAUAUGGUUGAACCAGCAGGUGGACUUGCUUUUGGGAGUACUAAUAGAUCGGAUCUGGGGCAGACAGUGCCAAUGCACCAAGACUCAAUCACAAACUCUUCUGCAUAUGAGUAUAUAGUUCAUCCAGCAGGUGGAUAUGAGUUUGUCGAUUUAAUGAGGAGGGAGUUGUAUAAUAAGGUGGACGUAGAACACCGAGAAGCUUUGUUGAAUGGUGACGCACAAGCGGCAAUUGCCUUUAUGAAUGCAAGGGCUGCAGAAGAUCCCGAUUUCUUUUGUAAAUUCUGCGUGGAUGAACGAGGCAGGCUUGGAAAUUUGUUUUGGAGAGACUCAUGUUCAUCGCUGGACUACGCUAGGUUUGGGGAUGUAUUGAUCUUCGAUUGCACAUUCAAGACAAACAUUUACCAGAGGCCGCUUGCUGUGUUUGUUGGUGUAAAUAACCAUCGGGGUACUGUAUUAUUUGGAUCUGCAAUACUGGUUGAUGAUACCAUUGAUACCUACAAGUGGGUUUUGCGAACAUUUUUGGGUGCGAUGAAGGACAAAAAACCAAGAUCGGUUUUGACUGACGGGGAUGACAAAAUUCAAAACGCCGUUGCUGAACUUUUUCCUAAGGCCCGACAACGUCUAUGUUCAUGGAACAUUGAGAAGAACUUGGCUACUAUCAUUAAGGAUCCGGACGUGGAGAAAGCUUUCAGUCAAUUUUUAUACAAUGCUAUACCACCAGAUGAGUGGGAACUGGGCUGGAAGUCUAUGGUAGAGACCUAUGGGCUUCAAGACAAUUCAUGGAUUAAUAUGAUGUACCACAGGCGCAAGAGAUGGGCAGAAGCAUUUUUUAAGGGUCAUUUUUUUGGUGGAAUGAGUAGCAUGCAACGUUGCCAGGGGAUCCAUAGGAAUCUGGAGAAUGCAGUCGAUAGCUGACAUCUUCACUCAUGACAUCUACCUGCUGAUAAUGCACCAGAUAGAUUGGGAGAGAAAGUACAUAAUCACCAAGUCUGAGCCAUAUGCAGGACGGGACGGUAAAGUGUUUCACCUGACCCAAUAUGACUUGCCGCACAGGCAUUGGACUGUUAACUACCACCAUAAUAUAAGCAAAGUGUGGUUCUUGUGUUCAUGCAAACUAUUUCAGUCGGACGGAAUCCCUUG